Messenger RNA from Ophidiomyces ophidiicola, 720 nucleotides. RefSeq lists its product as uncharacterized. Gene Ontology annotation, molecular function: peptidyl-tRNA hydrolase activity. The transcript has a single exon. Bases 1 to 720 code for a protein of 239 amino acids. The record is from RefSeq and is a predicted model, not a curated record. Lineage: Eukaryota; Fungi; Ascomycota; Eurotiomycetes; Onygenales; Onygenaceae.
AUGCCCGCCCUUUUUGUCGCUUCUCUUGGUAAUCCUCCGCCAAAAUACCAGAAGACCCUGCAUUCCGCAGGGCACAUCCUCAUCCGCGCGCUCGCAGAAUACCUCUGCGCCAACUCCUUCGCACCAACGCCGCUUCUCGCCAGCGGCCUUACCACAGAGGCAUACUUACCGCGCUCGCAGACGAAAUUAACCCUAUGGCAAUCGCCCACUCUCAUGAAUGUUUCCGGCCCAACCUUGGUGCGCGCGUAUAAAAGCUGGCUAACUCGAGAACGAGCACCGGCUGUUCUCUCUCCCAGUAUACACCCGACAGGUAUCAAGAAGAAGAAGAGCCCGAUGCGGCCGCCGCUGAGUCUGAUAUUGGUACAUGACGAGCUAGAGCUCCAGGCUGGUGAGCUCCGGAUACGUCGUGGAGGCGCCGAGCUGUCUGCUCGAGGUCACAAUGGGAUAAAAAGCGUGACGCAGAGCUUGGUCAAAGCCAACCUUCUACCAGCGUCGUCAAAACUCGGAGGGAAACAUUCUGGUGGAGGGGACGAUGUAGAUGUGCCCCCGAUUCUACUCCGCGUGGGCAUUGGAAUUGGGAGGCCUGCGUCUCGCGAUCCUAAUACCGUAGCGGACUACGUGCUGCGGGAAAUGCGUGGUUUUCAAAUCGACCAGACUUGCCAGCAAGCAGGACGUCUUGCUGAUAUGUUGGAGACAGAAAUGGCUACAGUGCAGCCCUGA